This is a messenger RNA of Procambarus clarkii (red swamp crayfish), 1610 nucleotides long. RefSeq names its product microfibril-associated glycoprotein 4. NCBI's taxonomy places the organism in Eukaryota, Metazoa, Arthropoda, Malacostraca, Decapoda, Cambaridae. The record is from RefSeq and is a predicted model, not a curated record.
UCUUUAGUGCAGAGCUAGGCUCGCUGCGACCAAUCUGAUGCUAGUUAGCACUAACUAUCCUGCACACUAGAAGCUCCUCUCUUUUAAACAGGGGUCACAACACCAUCGCGUCGUCAGCCAAGUCAAUGUUUUAUAACUGGCAAUCAUCAUUAUAGUGUGUAAACGGAAGUAGAACGUCUUCCAAACUCUAUCAUAUUACAGUUUGGCAUUGCUCUGCAUUGGACAUUUUACACCUUCGAGGACGAUGUUUAGGUGGGUGUGGGCGUGGGUGCUGACGAAGGCUGUGCUGGUGAUAGCAGAAUCUGGAACCAACAGCCAGCAUGACGGAUGUCCCACGGUGCCGUCCCUGCUGCAGGCUGCAGGCUUCAGCCCCUCCUGUGUAGCCACCGCCCUCACCACCUGCACCGGCCAGGCAGAACUCCAAUUCAUAUUGUUAAUACAGGAGACGAUGUCAGCUGUGAGGACAGCAAUAGAAGAAAGCACGACUAACAGGAAACGACCGCGACACUGCCGAGACCUUCUGGCCGCCGGCGACACUGGGGCCGGCAUCCGACAGGUGUACCCGUUCCUCAAGCACCCGGAUGCCUCCGUGACCGUUUACUGUGACCAAACUGUCGACGGCGGCGGAUGGACCGUAUUUCAGAGACGCCGCAACCUUACUGAACGGGAAGAUUUCUACCGAACAUGGGUCGAGUAUCAGCUUGGAUUUGGUCAUCUGGAGGGCGAGUUCUGGUUGGGUCUCGACCUUCUCCACGAACUCACUUCUGUCACUCUUCAGGAGCUGAGGAUUGACCUCAUGGAUUACGAGGGAGAACACCGAUGGGCAAAGUAUGGACGUUUCAACAUAGGGUCUCCUGACACACAUUAUCGUAUCAGCACCGGAAGGUACACGGGCAACGCAGGAGAUGGGCUGGGAGGCGCCAGGCACAACGGGUACCCCUUCUCCACCCACGAUGCUGACCAUGAUAGUCAAAGUGUAAACUGUGCUAGCACGUACCGUGGCGCCUGGUGGUAUGACAUAUGUCACAUCUCCAAUUUGAACGGCUACCAGUACGUUGGUAAACAUAACACCUAUGCAGAUGGCAUCAACUGGCAACCGUGGAAGGGCUUUUAUUACUCUCUCCGGGAGACUACCAUGAUGUUCAGACCCGCCUUCUGAAUGGAUCCUCAGUUCGGCUGCCACGAUUCAUGACUUCACGUGACCAGACCUCUCCCACAACUGCAUGGCCACACCAUCACUGCUGUUAAAUAUAUUAAGAUCCGCCGCAUUAGUAAAAACAACUUUAUGCCUCUUUAUUGAUGAUGGCUUUGAGAUUUGCUUUAUUACUCGAUGAAAUUAAACCUGUUCACAGUUUAGUCACUAAACUAAGCUUUACUCGUUCAAUACUUACUUAAAUACCCUUAUUAUUAUUAUUGAUGCAAUAUAGAAUUAGUUCAUUGGCUGCCUGCUCUUGAAACAUUGAGAAUAACAACAGAUCAUUUUAUUCGAAUAAUGACUUGUAUUGAUCAGCAAUUAAGGUUUCUUGACUAUUACUAUUUUGCGAUAAGUGUUUGCAAAGCUGGAUGUUUCUAGCCUAUAUAAUACAUGCAAAAUAAGAUACCUGUCGUUA